Molecule: messenger RNA, 2865 nt
Organism: Phyllotreta striolata
Lineage: Eukaryota; Metazoa; Arthropoda; Insecta; Coleoptera; Chrysomelidae
Source: the annotation of a GenBank genome assembly
CUUGCUGGUGGCGGUCGCGUAAGCCAUAUUUGUCAGUGGGUUCGCUAGUUCCGCAGUGUGUUGUGCGCUUUUAACACCGUUCUGGCCUGUAAAUACUCCUCGUAACGCAAGAAAUGGCAGAUACCGAGAAAAACCCCGUCUACGGACCGUUCUUCGGCGUGAUGGGAGCCGCUUCGGCCAUCAUUUUCAGCGCGCUGGGCGCGGCCUAUGGUACCGCGAAAUCCGGUACCGGUAUCGCCGCCAUGUCCGUGAUGAGGCCAGAACUCAUCAUGAAAUGCAUCAUCCCCGUCGUCAUGGCCGGUAUCAUUGCCAUUUACGGAUUGGUCAUAGCCGUUUUGAUCGCCGGUAAUCUCGCGGAUAGCAGCGAGUACUCCUUGUUCACCGGUUUCGUACAUUUGGGCGCCGGUCUAUCGGUAGGAUUCUCCGGAUUGGCGGCCGGCUUCGCCAUCGGCAUCGUGGGAGACGCAGGCGUGAGGGGCACAGCCCAACAGCCGAGGCUCUUCGUCGGAAUGAUCCUGAUCCUCAUCUUCGCCGAAGUAUUAGGUCUUUACGGUCUCAUCGUCGCCAUCUACCUCUAUACUAAAGCCUAAGCGCCCCGCUCCCCUUGUCAUCUCCUCGACGCCGGCGCGUACACGCUACAAACCAAACGCAAAUUUAAACAACAACAACAACAACAAAUGUUUCGCGCCCGUUCUUUCGCCCCCGAUAAGUUUUUUCGUUAUUUUCUAAAUGUUUACAUGUAAAAAAAAUAUAAAGUGUAUAAAAUAAAGUAAAAGAAAACUAGGUAGCAGGCGAUGAAAGUGACUGAGGGGGGGCGUUUGUAUAUAAUUUAGUUAUGAUGGGGCCCGUAUUUUCUGGCGUACGAGGCGAAACGAACGGAGCCCAUUUUGAAUGUAAUAUUUAAUUGAAAGACUGUGGCCUGCGUGGUGUCCGCGAUUAUUACUUAUUUAAACUUUUUCCUACUGUUAUAUAUUUUUUUGUUUUAUUGUUCAUUGUAUAAGUAACUACAAAUUCGUUAUCGAUUUAAUUUUUUUCUAUUAUUUUGUCCGUAUCGCCUCCGGUGCUCCGUUCGUUUCGUCUCGUACAUUACGCAAUACUUGUACCAUUGUAAAUAAUUUUAAACGCGUUUGAAAUAUCCUCCGGGUUCAUUUUCAUGGCGGGUCACCACUAUCAUUAAUUAAAUUAAUUGUAUAGUGCAUAGAUUUAGGUUACAAUUUUUCUUUUAAUAUAAUAUAUGAGAAAAAAAACAACAAAGUCUAGACUCUAUUGAGUCUAGGGGUAUUUGAAUAAACAUAAAAAAGUAGCACAAUUUAUUUUUAAUUUUCACAAAAAUGUUGCUGUACAUUUGUUUUAUCGCCGUGUAUGCUCGGAUUUCGUUAACAUUAAAGUGCCGUUAUAUUACAAGAAAAUGGUUGGAGAAUGUCGCUAAAAAUCGUAUUUAAAAUGGCGUAACAUCGGCAGAUUUAAAUUGACAUUCGCAAAUCCAUUUUCAAUACGAAUCGAUUUUUUUUAUAAAUUCGUUCCCACCCGGUUUGUAUUAUUCCAAUUCUAAAAUAUCCAAGUUUGUUUCGAUAAGAGCACCGAACCAAUCUGCGACAGUUCGAGAACAGUCCGGUACUCUCGUCGAACCAAAUUCCCCAGUUUUUUGUUACGUCUGCAUUGUUGUAAAUAUGACAACGUACGUGUAUCGAUGGUUUCUUUUUUGAUGUCCAUAGUUAUAUUAUAAAUAUAUACGUGUCUAGCUUAAAAGAUGUAGCGUAAGCUUAGUAUAAGCUGGCGUAUAAGAAUGUUAUACAGGGGCGGCGGCGGAGGCGGGGGCCCCACCAAACGGGCUCCCUCUCGCGCACCCUGUAAUUAUAUUUCCUCUUUGUUUUUUUCUUUUUAGUCAUGGAUCAUCUGAGCACGAAGCUGUUGUAGAGUAUUAUAAUAUUUAAACGAAAAAAAUAAUAUGUAGAUUGGUUCUGUUUGUAAGAAGGGAACAGCAAAAUUAUGUUGAAAAAUAAAUAAUUUGUACAUUCCAUUAUAUCUCUGUUUUAUCAAUUUAUUUGUUUUCGUUAUUUUUUUUUGUUUGUUUGUAGGAAUGUGUAGGAUGCUUUUGUGUUGUGGUAUUUAGUUGACGUGCUCAGUUUCGUCGAGAUUUUCCGUGUUCAUUUCGAAUGGGAAAUCUCGCUGGAAGGGGCCCUUCGGGUACUAUUAGAUUAUGUGCGUGUGAGGAUGAAUGGUGAAAAAGGGGUAGCUACAUUUAUCUAGGGCAAAAUCGAGCAAUGAGUUUAACAAACUGCCUAAAUGAUGAUGAUUGUGAAUAAUGAAUACUAUUUUAGUGUUAUUAAAACCGUUUGUUUUCUUAUCGAAUUCUUUAUGAACAACUGUACAAUUUCAACACAAAGCCGAUGGAUUCGAUUCGAGAACGAAUUGCCCGUUUCGAGUAAUCAAUUUUCAAAACCUUCAUCUAAUUUUAUUCAAGCGACUAGAUUAAAUCAUGCAAGUUCUGAGCUACUGCGCUUGCGCGAGUUCGAGACAAGCCCAGUGGAAUUCGGAACGGUUCUGAACAGUUCUCGCACUGAAUAGAGCAUCUCGAACCGAGAAUUUCUUUAGAUGAAGGUUACUCGAUUUUCGAAUUCAAAUUCCUCCAGUAAACGUCGAUUACCGCACAAUCCGUAAUUCACGUUGGGACUUGCAUAUUUAGCGAACAUUUCAUGUAAAUCAAUUGACGAAACCGAGCGAACCUAACUGGCUCGGCACACCGACUGACGUUAGGAAAAAAUGAACCUUUAUUCUUUUGUGUAGCGGCCAGAAAUCGAGGUAUAAAUGAAAAAUUUAGUAGAGAAAGGAGCCGAACUGUUCAGACAUAUCUCUGUUAGUCUU